CAAGAUGGCUUCCAGGUUUGGCCAGAGGCGAGUUGGAGGACAUUUGGAGUACUCUGACUCGUGUCUGCUGAAGGAGCCCAGCCCUCUGACUGAGCUCUCUCACAGCACCUCCUGGUGGCCUGACAGGGAGGAGCACAGAGAACAAGGAGACUCCCUCAGGGAGCAACUUAAAGAGAUGGAUGAGCAUGUGGCCAGGCUGCAGGACAUGCUGAGAUGUGAACGGGCCAAAUGUACUCGCCUACAGCUGCAUUGUAACCAGCAGGAAGCGGAGCUGAGGCUUCGAGAGCAGCAAACUAACAGACUGAAGGAGCGACUGUCUCAGCUGACCGACAGACUCAAAGGGAAAGGACCCUCCAUAGAGGUGUUGAACUUUCCACCUGGAAGUCGAGGCAAAAGAGAACAGCCAAUCAGAUCAUUCAGGUCUACAGCAAAAAGAGAGGAGGCAGCAUUGCGUCUGAUGCUGGAGCGUAGAGAAGCAGAGCUCAGGGAGGCGAUGAAGCUCCGCCACAGCCUCACCACUUUACUUCAUGCACUCAGAGUCGACAUGGAGCAUACUUUGUCAGACAUAGUUUAUGUUCAGGACGAGGCCCAGGCCGAGGACAAGAGGCUGGAUCAAGCUGAGAAAGCACUUGGUGAUCAUGUGACGGGAGGUGUGGUUCAGAGUUGGAGGCAGGUGCAGAGGAGACUGGGUGACGUCCCAUCGGAAGGCCACACUGGUGUUGGAACUGACCACGAUAAGCUCCUGGCUCGACUAGAAACUGAACUGAAGGAGAGUCAACAACUCGUCAGAUUACAACAGCAGCUGCUGCAGGACAGUCUUGCUGCACCUGUCCCCUCUGAACUGGCUGAUUCCUACUUUUUGGAAGAGUGGGAACGUCUUCAGGUGCGCUGGGCGGAGCUCGAUCAUCAGAGGCGAACUUUUGAAAAGGAGAGGCAGUCCUUCACCGAUGCUGCGAUCCGGCUAAGCCAUGAGCGCCGUGAUUUUGAGCAACAAAAGGCCUCCCUGCUGAAGCUGCAGUAUCUGUCUGACUCACCUCUGUCUGGUAAAGAAGCACCAAGUAAAAGCAGGACAGAGAGCUGUGUUCUCAAUUUCUCAAGUUUGGCGCCCACAGGCGUUUCUGGCUGUCUUCCCAUCACACCAUACUCCACCAAGUCGGGGACGGCAGCUGUUUCUGGAUCACGUCAGGGAAGAGUUCAGACUCCCAGCACUCCUGAGCUCUACUCUGCCCUCAAUCUGUCAUACAGCUGCAGCUAAUAGUAACCAACAUCCCUCUGCAGAGAAGAAAGAACCAGAGAGCUCCAUCACCAGUCAGAGACAUGGGACAGCCAAGCAGACAGGAUGGUGCACGUGCAACAGGCUCCACACUUAGACUGGUCAUUUUAAUACAUAUUAUACCUUAAUUCCACUUUUAA
Molecule: messenger RNA, 1413 nt
Organism: Epinephelus moara (kelp grouper)
Lineage: Eukaryota; Metazoa; Chordata; Actinopteri; Perciformes; Serranidae
Product: afadin- and alpha-actinin-binding protein
Exons: 13
Coding region: 5-1255 (416 amino acids)
Source: RefSeq, a predicted model, not a curated record